Messenger RNA from Xiphias gladius (swordfish), 3154 nucleotides. RefSeq names its product ADP-ribosylation factor-binding protein GGA3-like. NCBI's taxonomy places the organism in Eukaryota, Metazoa, Chordata, Actinopteri, Istiophoriformes, Xiphiidae. Gene Ontology annotation, cellular component: trans-Golgi network. Gene Ontology annotation, molecular function: ubiquitin binding; small GTPase binding; phosphatidylinositol binding. Bases 1232 to 3115 code for a protein of 627 amino acids. Gene Ontology annotation, biological process: intracellular protein transport; vesicle-mediated transport. The record is from RefSeq and is a predicted model, not a curated record. The transcript has 15 exons.
UUAAAAAAAAGUAAUAAUUCCACCAUGGGGAAACACACCGUUACUAGUUAAUGACCUGCAUUUUAAAAAAUUCACCGACGAGUUGGCAGGUAUAAGGGGGAAAAUGUUUGAAAAGUGCACUAGAGCUGCAACAGUCAGUUGGUUAAUCGGUUAGUCGAUUGAUGAAGAAAAUUAAUCAGCAACUGCUUUAAUAAUCGAUGCUGAUAAAGUUAUGGUUCCGUGUUCUCUUUUUACUUGUAUAACAUCGUAGUAAAACAAAUAUUUUAGGGGUGUUGUCUGUUGGACUGACAAAACAAGACAUUUAAUGAUGUCUCCCUUUGCUCUAGGACGUUUUUUCACUGUUUUCUGAUGGUUUACACAAUUAAUCGAUAAUGAAAAUAAUCAUUAGUUGCAGCCCUAUUUAAUUCUGACUGUAGGUGAGGUGUUACUACGGUAAUUGUGACUGUCUUGUUCCAAUCCCCGGUUUUGGCCAUUUUCGUUAAAAUCGGUUGAACUUUCAUGCCCUUUGGCAGCAUGCAAACAAAAAGAAACAAAAAACAAAAAGAACAUCCUCUCUGCUUUUCUAAAACUCUUUAGAUACUGGCAAAGUUUUCAAGGUGGCUCCCCACUGGAGGUAAAGGAUUUUCGUGCCAGAACAGCAGUAUUUAAUGAUUUUUAUCUCACGCUCUGUGUAACAUCUGAAUAUUCAAAGUAAAUAGUAACACCAUUUCUCAGAUGAAUGUAGCGGAUAAGAGUACAAAAGUCAGCCAUAAGACCAAUACCUAAGUACAUCAAAAUAACAGUAAGGAAUUCUACUUUGGUGCGUAAACGAUUAGUUGAUUAAUCGAUUGGUAAAAUUGAGAGAAAAUUAAUCAGCAGCAAUGGGUUUUGGGCUAACUGUCAGAUCAAACAAGCAAUGUUAAGAGUCCGGCUCUGGAGAGGUUUGAUGGGUAUUUUUACUAUCAUUAUCUGGUAUUUUAUAGACUCAACAAUUUCUCAAUUAACUGGGAAUCUCUUCGAUUUUAUUUCAACUUUAAUAAAUCAGUUUGACGUGAUGCAAAAAGUAUCAGUUUAUUGAUAAUGAUAUUGAUAAUGAAAAUAAUUGUUUGUUGUGCAUAUAGCACUUAAACAUGUUGUGGUUCCACACUUCUGUGCACCCACCUUUCACUGUUUUUUAUGAAGGUCUGUCUUUAAUUUCAAUUCCUCAUUAUAUUUUACAUUUUCAUAUUUUUGCAAACAUAGGUAUUUGCAUAUGUAUGAUCUAGUCGUGGCACGUUAUGGAGAUAUUUUUUGGUCCUGUUUCUCUGGUGUGUUUGUUCCAGACCAGGCCACUAACCCAAAUAAUGGGGAGGAAAGGUGGGACUGCAUCCAGGGCUUCUACCAGCUUGUUAACCAGGAGACUGAUGGGCCACAGGUAGCCAUUCGGCUUCUAGCUCAUAAAAUCCAGUCCCCACAGGAGAAAGAGGCUCUGCAGGCGCUCACUGUUCUCGAGGCAUGUAUGAACAACUGUGGUAAGAGGUUCCACGGCGAGGCCGCCAAGUUUCGCUUUCUCAAUGAGCUCAUCAAAGUCUUAACACCAAAGUACUUUGGCGCCUGGACUCCUCAGAAAGUGAAAGACAGAGUGACAGAGGUCCUCUAUGGCUGGACGCUCUGGUUUAAAGAUGAGCCCAAGAUCCAGGAAGCCUACAGCAUGCUGAAGAAACAAGGUAUUGUGAAGAAAGAUCCCAAACUACCAGACACACUUAUAAUGGCUCCUCCACCACAAAGAACCAAAGAGUCUGUUUUCGACCAGGAGGACAAGGCCAAGCUGUUAGCCAGAUUGUUGAAAAGUGCCCGUCCCGAAGACCUGGAAACUGCAAACAGACUCAUUAAAAGCACCAUCAAAGAGGAGCAGGACAAGGCAGAGAAAGUGCUGAAGCGUGAAUCUACUCUGAAGGAAGUGGAGAGCAGCACCAAGCAGCUCAGAGAGGUCCUGGACCGGCACACGAUCACUGGAACCUCGAUACAGCCCAGUGAUGACGUGAAGGCCCUAUACGAGCGCUGUGACCGUCUGAGGCCCAGCCUGUUCCGCCUGGCCAGUGACACGAUGGAAGACGAUGCUGCUCUGGCAAAGAUCCUGGCGGCUAACGACGAGCUGACACUUGUCGUGAACUCCUACAAAGACCAGGUGGGGAGAGGAAAGUGCAACGGGGGAAGAGAAGGAAGUAAAAGUGAGGAAGAAGUGGCGGGUAAAAAUGAUGCUCCUACUAGUCCCAGAGAGAUUAAAAGCUACCACCUCAUCGACCUGUCAUCACUGGACUCCCCACAGACUCACAGAAAAGCCGAUUCACCGCCGUCCUUUGAAUCUUCUUCACCCCUCCUCUCCUCCUCUCUAGAGAACGCCUUCCACCCAGUACCUGACCAAGAUUUUACUGAAUUAGAGUUAGAUGAUAAGGUCUUGAAAAGGACUCAAGAGACUUCAAAGUCAUACUAUGAGGAACUAAUUCAGCUUAAUGGAGACAUUCAGAAGAGGAAUGAUGUGCAGAAUGGAGGGAGAGGCCUUUUGCUGAGAGCUCGUGGAUGUGGGGGGAGCAGUACCACAUCAAAUGGGACUAAUGUUUGGUCACUCCCUCAAAAUCAACAGUUCACCGUAACAGGAUCACCGUACAAGACGCAGAUGCAACCAGAUGAAAUGUCUGAGGAGAGCUUGUGUCCCCCGCAAUUACUGAAAAACGUCUUUGUUCCAAUGGACACCAUCAAAUCCAGUCAGCUGGAGCCAAUCACUUUAUACGAUCAGGCCGGUGUCCAUGUCUCUCUCCAUUUUGCCAGAGACUCUCCACCAGGUCAUCCCGGUGUUGCUGUGGUUGUCAUCUCCACCGUGAACACCUCUGCCCUCUAUGUGAAAGACUUCCUGCUCCAAGCUGCUGUUCCAAAGAACAUGUUGGUGAAACUUCAGCCUGCCUCAGGGACACACCUACCUCCAUACAACCCUCUCCUGCCUCCACCUGCCAUCUCCCAGGUCCUCCUAUUGUCUAAUCCUCAGAAGCGUAAGGUGCGUCUACGCUACAAGCUGACACUGACACUUGGAGACCAACAGCUGAACGAGACUGGAGAGAUCGACAACUUCCCAGACUGGACCUCUUUGAUUAGCCACUAAACACGCCAGACACUUGUAUCCCUCCAAAAAAAAAAAAAA